GAUUCUCAGAGCAGAGGAAGACCAUCAAAAUCAAGAUCUGGCAAAAUCACAGCAUCUGUUGGAGGCACUCAGAAGGUUAGCAGCCUAGUUCCAAAUGUGUCAGAUGCAAGAGAGAAGCCCAAACAGGCACCGUCAUUGAAUUUAGUGGCUCAGUUGCAGGCAGAGGCCACAGUUUGUGCAAAUAAAACAAACACUGCUUCAUCGAUUGAGGAGAAGGCUGGUGUGGACACAUCUAGAGAGAACUCGAGGUAUCUCCGGACUGAUGAGAGAGUUGGUAUUGGGCGGUGGGCUGGGGAGAGGGAUGUCUGUGUGUGGUCAGGAGGUGCCUCUCCCUCCUUGGAGGCACACCUUGAUGAUGUUCCACUUGGUAGUAGUCCUAUGCUUAAGAGGCGGAGGAAAACGAAGUCCACGCUACUGAGAACAGUCAGCCUUGCGGCAAUCGAUACUGGGAAAAAGGGUGUGGCCGCAAAAAGCGCUGGGGCUGUUUAUUCUGCCUCUGUUGCUAGUAUUGGUGAUGGCUCCUCUGUGAACCUAUGUAAUGAUGGAUUGGAAGGUCGGCAUGCCGUCCCUCAGGGGCGUGAGGAAGGGAGGUCCUUUGCUGAAAGUGGCAUCUUGACAGAUGGGAGGACUGGGCAUGCGACAGAGGCUCCUUCUUCCACAGGAGCAUCACACGACACAGGGUUGACUGAGGCUUGUCUGCAGAGUGGAAAUGAGACAAGGGCACCGCCGGAGGGCAUUUGUAGUUUGAAUACUGCAGUUCUACUUUGGCCGAGGGCAGCAGGUCCCGGUGUGGAAAUGGCCGCUGUAUCGCCACUGAGUGGAAUAGAUGCUAUGCGGCUCAAGGAACGGUUGGGGAGAGAACCACAACAUGCUGCACGACGAAAAGCAGCUCUCAUUUUGCAUGAUGGAGAAGAAGUUCAAGCCAAAGGAAGGGAGGUGGGGCGAAGUGGAUACAGCAGAUCUUUGUCUGCUUAUGGAAGGGUAUCAGUGAUAGGAAUGGAAGGUGUGGAUGGGGUGAAAGAGGCUAGCACAGAGGAGCGAGGGAUACGAAUUCCGUCCGGAAAGGCAAGGAGUGUGGACUAUGCAGGUGAGGUGGAGGGUGUUGAUGAUGUCAUAAAGGUCAAGAAAAGGCGGCAGCGUCCAUCAACAAAGUCUCGACAGUCUGUAAAACUUGGACCUGGGGGGCUGAUGGGUGGGGCUCAACUGGGUAGUGGAUGGGCCAUGGAAUAGGUGCAGCCUUCAUUUUGUUUCUUUUGUCGUGUUGAGUGGAAAGUGAUCCUGCUGUAGGCGGCAAUUUCAUGUCGCUAGAGUUGGUCUUCAGUGUUAUAGAGAAUCUGGUUGGCUCAGCUUGAGCAUUUGAGGAACCAUGUUGUUGGUUAGCGAAUACAGCUUCAUACGGUCAUAGUUAUAGCGUCCAAAACUGAGGCCCGGUGUGGGGUCUUGGUUUUCCACGGACAUGGCAAGAUCUGCGGAAAAUUGUGGGCAAAGGGAAAGUGUUUGGCCAUGAGUAUGCCACUGUUGUUGGUAACCGAAAACUGUGCGCGAUAUUCUGUGUGGUGUACUAUAAUAAUAUGAUCAUCAGUAUCGGGCCAGCGGCCUAGCUCAGUUGGUUGAGCACGUAAGUGGUAUUCAGGAGGUCGCCGGUUCGAUUCCCCAUGGCGUCCGUUCGGCUCCCCAUGAUC
Chara braunii is the source of this 1682-nucleotide messenger RNA. Lineage: Eukaryota; Viridiplantae; Streptophyta; Charophyceae; Charales; Characeae. The record is from the annotation of a GenBank genome assembly.